Molecule: messenger RNA, 2814 nt
Organism: Orcinus orca (killer whale)
Lineage: Eukaryota; Metazoa; Chordata; Mammalia; Artiodactyla; Delphinidae
Gene: ADAM32
Product: ADAM metallopeptidase domain 32
Exons: 21
Coding region: 787-2799 (670 amino acids)
Biological process (GO): proteolysis; cell adhesion; binding of sperm to zona pellucida
Cellular component (GO): plasma membrane
Molecular function (GO): metalloendopeptidase activity
Source: RefSeq, a predicted model, not a curated record
UUCUUCAGUGGUCCAGUGGUAAAGAAUCCAGCUUCCAAUGCGGCUGACGUGGGUUCGAUCCCUGGUUGGGGAACUAAGAUCCCACAUGUCGUGGGGCAACUAAGCCCAUGAGCCACAACUACUGAGCCCUCAUGCCUCAACUAGAGAGCCCACGUGCUGUAAACUACAGUGCCCAUGCACUCUGGAGCCCGAGUGCCACAACUAGAGAUAGAAAAUCCAUAUGCCACAACUAGAGAGAAGCCUGCACGCUGCAACUAAGAGCCCGAGCAUCACAAUGAAAGAUCCUGCAUGCUGCAACCCGAUGCAGCCAAAAAAAAAAAAAAAUCAUUAUUAGUUUAAAGCCAGUGUUUAAUAUUCCACCAAAGGUCUGAGUAAUUGGGUUUUGAUUUUGUGGAUCCAAUCUGAGAAUUUUUCUUUUUUUUGAUAACAGAAAAAUAGCUUAUUAAUGCAUACAGCAUGCAUCAUGGGAGAAACUUAAACCAAAAGUAACUCAAAAUGGCAACUUUGAGUUCCAGCUUAUCUUCAACAAAAAACAUUAAAUUUGCAGAGAAGUGACAGACACAGGAAGGCAGUUUUAGGCUUCCAAGGGCAGCAAACUGGAAAGGUUUUCAAAAUUCAUUUCUACAAAUUAUAUUUCCAGAGAAAAUCCAAGCAAAUACAAGUGAUAAUUCAAAAGUAGAAAAUUUGUUCUGGAUUCUCUAGGAACAGGUAUCCUAUAUUAUUCCAAUAGAUGAGAAACCGUAUACCGUGCACCUUAGGCAAAGAUUUUUUUUAGCAGAUAAUUUCAUGGUUUAUUUGUAUAAUCAAGGAUCUGUGAAUUCUCAUUCUUCAAAUAUUCAGACUCAGUGCUACUACCAAGGAUAUAUUGAAGGAUAUCUGAACUCUGUUGCCACACUUAGCACGUGCUCUGGACUGAGAGGAAUAUUGCAGUUUGAAAAUUUUUCUUAUGGAAUUGAGCCUCUGGAAUCUGCAGUUGAAUUUCAGCAUCUUCUUUAUAAAUUAGGAAAUGAAAACAAUGAAUUUGCAGUUCUUAUUGAAAAUAACCAAGACACAGAACAAAACCCAAUGGACUAUAAUGUUUUUAUAAGUGAAAAACCAGAAUCAGCUGUUCCAGAUUUAAUUCCUCUUUAUCUAGAAAUGCAUAUCGUGGUGGACAAAGUUUUGUAUGAUUACCUGGGCUCUGAUAGCAUGAUGGUAACAAAUAAAGUCAUCGAAAUUAUUGGCCUUGUAAAUUCGAUGUUUACGCCAUUUAAAAUUACUAUUGUGCUGUCAUCUUUGGAAUUGUGGUCAGAUAAAAAUAAGAUCUCUACUGUUGGUGAGGCAGAUGAAUUAUUGCAUGCAUUUUUAGACUGGAAAAAGUCUUAUCUUACCCUAAGACCUCAUGAUAUUGCAUAUCUAUUCAUCUAUAGAGAGUAUCCAGAUUAUGUGGGAGCAGCAUUUCCUGGAAAGAUGUGUGUUACCAGUUAUUCUGCAGGAAUUGCUUUGUAUCCCAAGGGGAUAACUUUGGAGGCAUUUUCAAUUAUUGUCACCCAGAUGCUGGGACUCAGUCUGGGCAUAUCAUAUGAUGACCCAAGGAAAUGUCGAUGUUCAGGAGCCAUCUGCAUAAUGAGUCCAAAAGCCAUGCAAUCCAGCGGUGUGAAGACUUUUAGCAAUUGCAGUUUGAGUGACUUUGAAAAUUUCAUUUCAAAUAUGGGUGCCCGGUGUCUUCAGAAUAAGCCACAAAUGCAGAGGGCUCCGGCAUCAAUCUGUGGAAAUGGCAGAGUGGAGGGAAAUGAAAUCUGUGACUGUGGUACUGAGGAACAAUGUGGACCUGAUAGCUGUUGUAAUCCUCGAACUUGUGUGCUGAAACCAAAUACACAGUGUGAUAGAGGCUCAUGCUGCAACAACUGUCAACUUAUGCAAGCAGGUGCUGUAUGUAGGCCCAUUGCGCAUCCUGAAUGUGAUGUUCCUGAGGUUUGUAAUGGAAGCUCAGGAAGCUGUCCGGCUGAUAUAACUAUACACAAUGGACACAAAUGUAAAGGAGGAAAAGCUUUUUGUUUUGAUGGAGGCUGCCAAGAUCUUGAUGCACGUUGUGAGAGCAUAUAUGGAAAAGGUUCAAAAAAUGCUCCAUUUGCCUGCUAUGAAGAAAUACAGUCUCAAACUGAUAGGUUUGGGAACUGUGGUAGAGAAAGAAGCAAAUAUAAAUUUUGUGCAUGGAGGAAUCUUAUAUGUGGCAGAUUAAUUUGCACCUACCCCUUUCAAACUCCUUUCCUUCGAGACGGUGCUUCUGUGAUUUAUGCUUUUGUACGAAAUACUGUAUGUAUAACUAUGCACUACACAACGAAAGGUGGAGAAGAUCCAAUGGUGGUCAAAAAUGGCUCUAUUUGUGAUACUGGGAGGAUUUGUGUAAAUCGUGAAUGUGUAGAAUCAAGGAUACUUGCAGACAGAUCAUAUGAGUGUUCACUAAAGUGCAAUGGACAUGGAGUGUGCACUUCUGAGAUGACGUGCAACUGUUCUAGUGGCUACAGACCUCCAGAUUGCCGAGCACUCUCCAGAAUACCUUCCAGAUUGCCUGGGGGACAGGGUUUAAUCAAGGAAAGAGGUUUUGAGAAGGCUGGGGAGAAGCAGUGGCUUUUGGGUACCUACAUUGCUUUACCUGUUCUCGUCGUAGCAACCAUAGUAGCUGUUUCAUGGAAGCCUUUGAAAAAGUGGUUCAGCAAGAAAGAGGAACCCCAAAGUAGCGAAUCAGAAGGCAGCACUCACAGAAAUGCUAGCAGGUCCACAUCAGAAAGUAGUAGCCAAACAGAUACUGUCAGGUAAGUAAAUUAGAAAGAA